Penicillium angulare is the source of this 909-nucleotide messenger RNA. It is a transcript of the gene sho1, whose product is annotated as osmosensor SHO1. The record is from RefSeq and is a predicted model, not a curated record. The coding region runs from base 1 to 909 and encodes 302 amino acids. Gene Ontology annotation, molecular function: protein binding. The transcript has 3 exons. Lineage: Eukaryota; Fungi; Ascomycota; Eurotiomycetes; Eurotiales; Aspergillaceae.
AUGCCCAACUUCCGUCCUAGCAAUAUCUUGGGCGAUCCGUUCGCCUUGGCGACUCUUUCCAUCUCCAUCCUCGCAUGGUUGAUCGCUUUUAUCUCGUCAAUUAUCUCCGAAACUCAGCCCAAGAAUGAUUACCCCAACUAUGACUGGUGGGCUACUUGUUAUAUGUUCUGUUUGAUUAUUGGCUUGGUCCUUACCUUUGCUACCGAUACCUGCAAUGUUUACGGCGUCGCGAUUGUUGGAUACCUCGCCUGUGGCUUGGUUCUAUGCUCGACUAGCGCAAACAACUUGAUCUACAGCCAUGUGGGCGCCGAGCAGGCCGCUGGUGCAGGAUUCAUCCUGCUUUCCAUGGUUAUUAUUAUCUGGAUCUUCUAUUUCGGGUCUUCCCCUCAAGCGACCCACCGCGGAUUCAUUGACUCGUUCGCCCUGAACAAGGAGCAACCCGAUCCCAACUCAUACCGCGGCAGCCGACCUAUGUCCAGCGCAUUCGGUGCUCGUCCCGAAACCAUGGCUACCGGCACCACUCCACAGAUGUAUACAUCCGCCCAACUGAGCGGAUUCGAGACCUCAUCUCCCGUCUCCGGAUUCCCAGGCGGAGCCCCCGGUGCCGAGCGCAACUCCUCCGUAGCACGUUUUGGAGCUACCAGCACCAGUCCCGGCCCUGGCCCUGUUCUCGGCAACCAGAACAACGGCCCCAACCAGGAACCCAGUGAGGUGCCGCAGCCUACGGAAUACCCCUAUCGUGCUAAGGCGAUCUACUCAUAUGACGCCAACCCCGAAGAUGCCAACGAAAUCAGCUUCGCCAAGCACGAGAUUCUGGAAGUAUCCGAUGUCAGUGGACGAUGGUGGCAGGCCCGGAAAUCAACCGGAGAUACUGGCAUUGCGCCUUCAAACUACCUCAUCCUCUUGUGA